AUGGCGGAGACUAUCGACGCUAAGUCCUUCAAGGACGCCCUCGAUCGUUAUCCUGCUCUGAUUAAGAGUCUCUCAAAGCCUCCAAAGGAGGGUCAACUCAGUCUUGAGGAGCUCGACGCUUUCAGAUAUAAUGGGGCUCCGAUGGCUUAUUCUUCGAAGACCGGUCGCACUAUGGAGAGCAAGGACCUCCAGAAGCUGUUCGAGUGGAAGAUGCGCCAUGGCGUUUUCCGUCCAGGUCUUUCCGGCAAAGUUGCAAGCAACUCCAAUGAGACAAUCGCUGCUGCUUUCAAGGACGGUUUCGUCUACUAUGCGGAGAAGCCGUCAGACAUCGCCGGCGUUCUCGAGAAGUUGUCAAAGCCCCUCAAAGGUGUUGGACCAGCCACAGCCUCUCUCCUCCUCGCAGUCCAUGAUCCCUCAAACGUUGUAUUCUUCAGCGACGAGCUCUACAGAUGGCUUCUUCAUGAUGGCAAGAAGGUCUCCCCGAAGUACACGGCCAAGGAGUUCGAGGAGCUCUUCAACAAGGCGAAAUCAUUCAUGUCGAGAAUCAAAUGCACUCCGAUUGAGCUCGAGAAAGCCGCAUUCGUCAUCAUCAAAGAGAAUGAGCCGGUCCCUGAGCCGAAGCCGAAGAAGGUUUCAAGCGGACUUCCAAGAGGCCGCCCUAAGAAGCCUGACAGCGAGAAGAAGGUCAAGGUUCCUUCUGGCCGUGGUCGGGGACGCCCCCCCAAGGUAAUCACUGCUGAAGAAAAGGCUGCAAUGGCCGCAAAGGCCGCCUCUGGAGAAACCAAGAAGCGAGGAAGAAAGCCGAAGGCCAAGGAGGAAGAAGUUAAGGGUGAAGCUGAUGUCGAGGCAGGGGAGGUAGAGGAGACGGCAGCUACACCAGCAUCGAAGAAGAGAAAGACUUCAGAAGGCCCUGCUAGCAGUGCGAAGCGCAGUGGAAAGAAGGCAAUGGCUUGA
Hyaloscypha bicolor E is the source of this 954-nucleotide messenger RNA. RefSeq lists its product as uncharacterized. The transcript is spliced from 3 exons. Gene Ontology annotation, molecular function: DNA binding. The record is from RefSeq and is a predicted model, not a curated record. The coding region runs from base 1 to 954 and encodes 317 amino acids. NCBI's taxonomy places the organism in Eukaryota, Fungi, Ascomycota, Leotiomycetes, Helotiales, Hyaloscyphaceae.